CACCGGGCGGGGCGGGGCGGGCGCGGGCGGAGCGAUGUCCCCCGCAGUGCAUUGUGGGAAACUCCCAGUCCUGCAGCCGCCGCGCCCGCGCGCCCAGGUCCUCGGGACGCCAGAGCCGGGAGCGUCUGCGGAGCCGCCACCGCCGCCGCCGCCGCUGCCCCAUAGAAUGCCCAGGGCUGAGCUGUGAGCGCCGCCACUGCCCACCCGCCAUGGAGUCCCGAGGGAAGCCGGCCAGCACCCCCAAGCCCGAAGCCAAAGCCCCCCCAGCCGCCGACACGAAGGCCCCAGCGAGCAAGCCGGGGAAGAAGGAGGAGCCGCCGGCAGCCCCCGCCCCACUGCCCGCCAAGAAGAGCCCCGCCAAGGCGGACCCCGUCCUCCUCAACAACCACAGCAACCUGAAGCCGGGCCCCGCUGCCCCCAGCACCCCCGAGGCCACCCCCGAGCCCAAGGGGCCUGGGGACGGGGCCGAGGAGGAGGAGGCCGGCCGGGGGGCCCGAGGCCCCUGCCCUCUGGAGAACUUGACGCCGCUGCUGGUGGCCGGGGGUGUGGCCGUGGCUGCGGCUGCCCUGGUCCUGGGAGUGGUCCUGCUGGUGGCCCGGAAAAAGUGACGGCCGGGGCCUGAUGGGCAUAGCCCCAUCCUGUACAGACCUGGGGUUCUAGUGCAUGCGAGCCCGCCCCAGCUCUCCGUCCACCCCCUCAUAUAUAGAAGCUGAUCCCGGCGACCAUGGACCAGUCUCCCACUGGGCUACCCCCAGCUUCCCUCUCGGUCCCCAGGCAGCUGCACUCGGGCUGGGGCCAGUCUCCCCACUAAGGCUCUGCUGAGAGCAGGGGACCACCGGGCGCGGCUCCGCCCUCACCCCACCACUGCGGCCCCCAGCCCAGGGUCACUCACUCCGCUUGCACCUGCUGCCCCGACCCACACCCAGACCCUGGUCCCAGGGCUCAGCCAGAGCCCACGGGGGGGCUGCCCAGCCCCGGGCGCCCCCCCGCCCACACCCAGCCUCCUUAGCGUCCCAAGCGUAUAAAUGCAAUAACAGGUAGAGUAGAGCCGAGAGGUGCCAGCGCCCUCUGUCCACCGCCCCGCGCCCUCCACCGUGUGCCUGGAACGACCGGGGAAGAGCGGCAGGCUCGAGGGAUGCUGUGUCGGAAAUAAACUCCUGUCCACAGGC
Molecule: messenger RNA, 1169 nt
Organism: Sorex araneus (European shrew)
Lineage: Eukaryota; Metazoa; Chordata; Mammalia; Eulipotyphla; Soricidae
Gene: CEND1
Product: cell cycle exit and neuronal differentiation 1
Exons: 2
Coding region: 210-608 (132 amino acids)
Biological process (GO): cerebellum development; radial glia guided migration of cerebellar granule cell; cerebellar Purkinje cell differentiation
Source: RefSeq, a predicted model, not a curated record